AUGCAUCAACCCGACUACGUCGAGCCCGCUCAGGGCAUUUCCUACUUCACUCCCGCCCAGAGUCCCCCCGCCGGAACAGCCGCCAACCCGCAGACGAACGGCCAGAAGAUCCCCAAACUCUUCCAGCCCUUCACCGUCCGCGGCGUGACCUUCCAGAACCGCCUAGGCCUAGCCCCUCUAUGCCAAUACUCCGCCGAAGAUGGCCACAUGACAGACUGGCACGUAGCCCACCUGGGCGGAAUCGCGCAGCGCGGCCCAGGUCUCAUGAUGAUCGAAGCCACAGCCGUCCAGCCCGAAGGCCGCAUCACACCGCAAGACGUAGGCCUCUGGAAAGACUCCCACAUCGCGCCCAUGAAGCGCGUAAUCGAGUUCGUACACAGCCAGGGCCAGAAAAUUGGCGUGCAGAUCGCGCACGCCGGCCGGAAAGCCAGUACCUGUCCGCCGUGGAUGUCGACAGCGGUCGUGGCCUCUGAGCAAGUCGGCGGAUGGCCCAAUAACGUUAAGGGACCGUCUGAUAUCCCGUUCGCAGAUUCGUUCCCUCAGCCCAAGGCCAUGACCAAGGCGGACAUUGAGGAGUUCAAGAGCGCCUGGGCGGCGGCUUGUAAGAGGGCGAUUGCCGCGGGAUCGGACUUCAUCGAGAUCCAUAACGCGCACGGAUACCUGCUCUCUUCGUUCCUUUCCCCGGCGGCCAAUAGCAGAACCGACGAGUACGGUGGUUCCUUCGAGAACCGGAUCCGAUUAUCCUUGGAAAUCGCCCAGGUGACCCGUGACGCCGUGGGCCCGCAGGUCCCCGUCUUCAUUCGUGUCUCGGCCUCCGACUGGCUCGAGGAAAUCCUUCCGGAGCAGAGCUUCAACGUCCACGAGACAAUCAAAUUCGCGCAGGCCCUCGCCGCCCAGGGCGCGGUGGACCUCAUUGACAUCAGCACGGGAGGCGUGCACGCUGCGCAGAAAGUCAAGUCGGGCCCUCUAUUCCAGGUCCCCUUUGCCGUGGCUGUGAAAAAGGCCGUGGGCGAUAGGCUGCUCGUCUCGGCCGUGGGCGCCAUCACCAACGGCAAGCAGGCGAACCAGGUACUCGAGGAGGAGGGGAUCGAUGUGGCGCUUGUGGGGCGUGGAUUCCAGAAGGACCCCGGUCUGACGUGGACUUUCGCGCAGCAUCUUGAUACGGAGAUCUCGAUGGCAAAUCAGAUUCGUUGGGGUUUUACUAGACGUGGUGGGACUCCUUAUAUUGAUCCUUCGGUUUAUAAGCCGUCGAUCUUUGAUUAG
Aspergillus alliaceus is the source of this 1263-nucleotide messenger RNA. Its product is annotated as NADH:flavin oxidoreductase/NADH oxidase. Bases 1 to 1263 code for a protein of 420 amino acids. The transcript has 2 exons. Gene Ontology annotation, molecular function: NADPH dehydrogenase activity; FMN binding; NADP binding. The record is from RefSeq and is a predicted model, not a curated record. NCBI's taxonomy places the organism in Eukaryota, Fungi, Ascomycota, Eurotiomycetes, Eurotiales, Aspergillaceae. Gene Ontology annotation, cellular component: intracellular anatomical structure.